Messenger RNA from Triplophysa dalaica, 1215 nucleotides. RefSeq lists its product as uncharacterized. The coding region runs from base 1 to 1215 and encodes 404 amino acids. The record is from RefSeq and is a predicted model, not a curated record. NCBI's taxonomy places the organism in Eukaryota, Metazoa, Chordata, Actinopteri, Cypriniformes, Nemacheilidae. The transcript has 6 exons.
AUGUCAGUCAGAUGUCUCUCCCCGCUGUUCGUGCUGUUGAUGGUCGUUUCGAUCGGCGCUGUUUCAGGUGCUACUGGUCUGAAAUGUUAUCUGGGCGAUGAAGUUAGUUUUAAACCGAACCCUACACUGUCAUCUGGAAGCACCAUUACCUGGAAAUUCUGGUCUGCUGUUGGGAGUGUGAUUCGAGUGAUUGAAUUUGAUCACGGCGAAUCUACACAUCCUCAUAAUCCUCUCUUUAAAGAGUCCAUAGCAGCAGACAAGUACACUGGGGAACUGACUUUAAAACAUGUUAAGAAAGACCACAGUGGACUCUAUUACUUUGAGAUCAACGGCAAAGAGCAAGAGCAGAAGUUCACAUUACAGGUUAUGGAUCAGUCUUCAGGUGUGAUGGCAGGAAUAUGUGUUUCUCUUCUGCUCCUGGUUAUGGCUGCUGUUGUGAUCUACAGUCACCACAAAAUGAGACAUCAAGGUGUUGAUGCACAUGAAGUGAAGUCAGUGUCAGUGAUGGAGGGACAUUCUGUUACUCUACACACUCAUUUUAUUGAUAUGCAGACAGAAGAUGUGAUAGUGUGGAGAUUUGGACCUGAAAAGACUCGUAUAGUUACAAUCAACUUAGAAGCUAAUAGUUUUUUAGAAUUUGCUGAUGUUCUUGAUGGGAUGUUCAGAGACAGACUGCAGGUGGACAGUCAGACUGGAUCUCUCAACAUCACGGACAUCAAAACUCAACACUCUGGACUUUAUCAAAUGAUCAUCAGCGGCAAACAGAAGACCUCAUACACAUUCAGUGUUACAGUCUUUGCUCGUCUGCCAGUUCCUGUCAUCUCUCAAAACUCUUCACAAUGUUCUACGUCAUCAGAAAGAUCUUCAGUGUCAAAAUGUGUGUUGUUGUGUUCAGUGAUGAAUGUGACACAUGUGAGUCUCUCCUGGUAUAAUGAAAGUCAUGUACACUCCAGCAUCAGUGUGUCUGAUCUCAACAUCAGACUCUCUCUACCUCUGGAGGUGGAAUAUCAGGAUACAAACAAAUACAGAUGUGUCAUCAACAACACCUUCACAAACCACACACAACAUCUCAACAUCACUCAACUCUGUCAGCUCAAUCAGUGUUCAGACUGUGGAAGCUGUUGUCACGGUCCUGAAUCUAUGAUCCGAUUGGUCAUCGCUGCUGUGGUGGGAGUGGCAACGGUUGCUGUUCUGGUUUAUGAUUUACAGAUCUAG